UGGUGUCGAUACAUUGUAGUUGAGCUUCAUCUCAAAAUGCUUCUUAAGCUGCGAUAUCAUCAGUAUGUGGCAUUAUUGUUUUGUGUCCUGGUAUUGAGUCAACAAGUUGUUGGUAAAGCGGAAAGGAAACGAUACGAAAGCGCGUUUGAAAAUCUGUUUCGUCGAGGCAAAGAUGCCAUAAAUCAACUGUCUGGAUUUCACAUAGCGGUCGAAAACAACAAAGAAUUGCACCAAACAAUGACGAAAAUCAAGCAUUUUGUGAAAACAAAUCCCGACAAAGUUGGUCUUGGUAUUGGGUUGGCGGCUUCGAGUUGGCUUCUUUAUCAAAGCGUUAUUCUCGCUAAUGAAACCCAGAGAUUUUUCGACGAAAUUGAAGAACUCAAAGGUCAAUUUAACAAGUAUUAUUUACAAGAAGUACCAAAGCUAGAAGAUUUAUUCAGGAAGACAAGAGAUCAACUUUACGAGAACGACCAAGAAAAACGGAAAGAACACUUCCGCACUAUUUACAAACAUCUGAUGAAAUACUUUCAAGACCUGCAACGCAUCAUGGAUAAUGUAAAUGACAUUAUUAGUGACGUCAAUAAAGCGAGGGUGGAUGGUGUCAUCAGCACAGUAGCCUCUGGCACAGUACAACUGUUUCUUAUGUCAGUCUUUAGCUAGACGACUAAAGCAUAAUUUAUAGCCUCCUCCRMAGGCAUCACAAAGAAUCACGGGCUUCCUGUCUUUUCUUAUUUCCUCCUUCGGGCUUCAUUUGUAACGGUCAUAUUGAGCGCUAGGGACUACUGAAAAGGAAAAGUUCUCCCUCUUCUCUUCAGACUACCAGCAAAACAAAAAACAAMAAAAAAAUCAAACAAGAAUUCCGUGACUCUUUGUAAUGUCUGCGGAGGAGUCUAUAAUAAAUAUUUCAUUGUACGCCAUUAACAACAGUCAACUUUAGAUAUUUUGGUUCAGUGACCA
This is a messenger RNA of Exaiptasia diaphana, 957 nucleotides long. RefSeq lists its product as uncharacterized. The record is from RefSeq and is a predicted model, not a curated record. Lineage: Eukaryota; Metazoa; Cnidaria; Anthozoa; Actiniaria; Aiptasiidae.